Molecule: messenger RNA, 3337 nt
Organism: Rubroshorea leprosula
Lineage: Eukaryota; Viridiplantae; Streptophyta; Magnoliopsida; Malvales; Dipterocarpaceae
Source: the annotation of a GenBank genome assembly
AAACGAGUAAAAAUAAUUUAAAUCAAUUCCACGGGCGGAGAGAGAUGACGGAGGUGGCGAUGAGCAGCAGCAACGGCGGCACGGAGCUGAGCCCGGAAGAAGAGAGGGUUCUCAUCAGAGACAUUGCUAUCGCCGCUGAAGCUAACAGCAAAGAAGGCGAUACCUUCUAUCUCAUCACUCAAAAAUGGUGGCAAUACUGGAUUAGUUAUGUGAACCAAGACCAGCAAAACAAUGGCAAUGAUGGAUCCUCCAUAUCAGCAAAUUCCGAUUCUCCUGGUUCAAGUGCAUUUAAGAGGCCUGGAGGUAUUGAUAAUUCUGAUUUGGUAUCUGAUGCAGCACUAGGAGACGCCAGUAUUGGCAUUGAGAUUCAUGACUCCCUACUAGAAGGUCGUGAUUAUGUAUUGCUCCCGCAAGAAGUUUGGAGCCAAUUAUACUCAUGGUAUGGUGGUGGUCCAACAUUGGAACGAAAAGUGAUAAGCUCAGGGUUAUCUAAGACAGAGUUGACAGUGGAGGUUUACCCUUUGCGCCUUCAACUACUUGUGGUGCCAAAAGGUGACCGUUCUACCAUAAGAAUAAGCAAGAAGGAAACUAUUGGUGAGCUUCAUCGAAGAGUGUGCGAGAUUUUUUAUCUUAAUUCGGAGCAAGUAUGCAUUUGGGAUUACGAUGGUCAUCACAAACAUGCAUUAAUGAAUGACUUGGACAAAACACUUGAUGAUGCUGGCCUACAGACAGAUCAAGAUAUUCUGGUGGACCUUAACAGUGUAAAUGGUACUGCAUUAGGUCAUUCAAUUAAGGGAACUGGAUAUGCAGAUAAAGGAGCUACUUCUCUUCUUCUAGAGCCUUCUAAGUCAAGCUUAUCAAUUGCAGGAGGUUUGUCUGCGUCCAAGAGUGCUUCUAGAAGUUGCAGCACAGAGCCGUCAAAUAAUGAGAACUUGAUGUCUCCAGGUAGAGAGUUGGAUAACACAAAUGGGAGUGUUGGUGUCACUACAAGGGGAGCUACUUGUGGUCUAAAUGGGCUGGUUAAUCUUGGGAAUACAUGUUUCAUGAAUAGUGCCAUACAAUGCCUUGUUCAUACACCAGAAUUUGCCAGAUACUUUCAAGAAGACUAUCAUCAAGAGAUAAAUCGGCAAAAUCCAUUGGGCAUGGUUGGUGAGCUAGCUUUAGCAUUUGGUGACUUGCUCAGAAGGCUGUGGGCACCUGGACGAAUACCAAUCUCUCCUCGUUCCUUUAAAAUUAAGCUUGCUCGUUUUGCUCCUCAAUUUAGUGGAAACAAUCAGCACGAUUCUCAGGAACUUUUAGCAUUUCUGCUUGAUGGUCUUCAUGAAGAUCUUAAUCGUGUUAAACAGAAACCCUACAUAAACUCUAGAGAUGCUGAUGGCCGUCCAGAUGAAGAAGUUGCAGAUGAGUACUGGGCAAAUCAUAUCGCUCGUAAUAAUUCCAUAAUUGUUGAUGUGUGCCAAGGACAAUACAAGUCAACUUUGGUUUGUCCAGUGUGUAAUAAAGUGUCUGUAACAUUUGAUCCCUUCAUGUACCUCUCCUUGCCACUUCAGUCUACAACAACUCGGACCAUUACCAUAACAGUUUUUACUUGUGAUGGAAGUGCAUUGCCAUCUACUUGCACUGUGACUGUUCCAAAGCAGGGCCGUUGCAGGGACUUGAUCCAAGCACUUAGCAAUAUUUGUUCACUGAAGCAGAGUGAGGAGAUUAGGCUUGCUGAGAUACGAAACCAUUUGAUUCAAAGGUUUCUGGAAGAUCCUUUGAUAUCAUUAUCCACAAUCAAAGAUGAUGAUCGCCUUGCUGCCUACAAGAUGCAAAAGUCAGCAAAGAGCAAUAUAUUGCUUCGGUUGAUACACCGACGUCAAGAACAGGAAAGUAGUGACGCACAACGAUGGAAACCUUUUGGAGCACCUUUUGUUUCAUCAAUCUUAUGUGAAGAUGGAUUCACAGUGGCCAAUAUACAGAAAAUAGUUCAGUCAAUGAUUACCCCUUUGCUGAAAAAGGAAGGCUUUGAGGGUUCUGAUAAUUGGGAUGCUAGUAUCUCAGUGGCAGCAGCAAAACCAUGUGAUGAUAAUUCUAUCAAAGCACCUAUGGAAUGCACUUCAAACUCAAUGAAUAAGGAUGCUAACCGUUCCAAGGUUGUGACAUCCCAGAAGCUCCCUCUUCAGCUGAUUGAUGAAAAUAAUGCAUGCAUUGACCUGUCUAUGGAAGAGGAGAAAACUAUUGAACUGUCAUCUUCAUCAACAUCUUUAUUGGUGUAUCUUGAUUGGCGACCUGAGCUUCUGGAGAAGUACAAUACACAUUACUUGGAGAACUUGCCAGAGGUGUUUAAAUAUGGUCCUGUAGUCAAGAAAGCUCGUAAUGAACCUCUCUCCUUGUACACUUGCCUGGAAGCUUUUCUACGUGAAGAGCCACUGGUGCCAGAAGAUAUGUGGUACUGUCCACAAUGCAAAGAACAAAGGCAAGCAAGUAAGAAGCUUGAUCUAUGGAGGCUUCCAGAGGUCCUAGUUAUUCAUCUAAAAAGAUUCUCAUACAGCAGGUCAAUGAAACAUAAACUGGAAACGUUUGUCAACUUUCCUAUUCAUGACCUGGACCUAAGAAAUUAUGUGGUGGACAAAAGAAGUUCCAGGCGUCAGCUGUAUGAACUCUAUGCCUUGAUCAACCAUUAUGGUAGCAUGGGCAGUGGGCACUAUACUGCACAUAUCAAGCUUCUAGAUGAGAAUAAGUGGUACAAUUUUGAUGACAACCACAUUUCACUCAUAAAUGAUGAAGAUGUGAAGUCAUCUGCUGCAUAUGUCCUCUUCUACCGGAGGGUAAAAUCUGAUGCUUCAAGUAGCGAUGCUGCUUAGUCUAGUGCAGGUCAUUGUACCAUUCAUUCUGAACAUUGAAGUCUUAGGAUAUUAAUUCAACAGCACAUAUAUUCAAUCUCCAGGUGCGGGCAUCAACUUUUUGCUCUACGCAUGAUGUUCAUUAGCAACUAGGCCUGAAUAGUUCUUUUCCAAUUUUUCUUUUGAAAAUGAUGUGGCAACUUGCAAUGUAUGCUACGUCAACCAAUCAAAUUCUAGAAUGGAGAGCAUUUUGUGCUGAGUCUAUAACAGUAGUUCAAUGGCACCUGUUUGUAGUGGUAUCAUACAGAGCAUACAAUUUCAUUGAACAUUUCUUUACAGUACUGUUUUCAUUUAGAAUAGCUAGAAGAUGACCUGACAUGGUCAUUUACCCUGCUGUAUCAUCCUAACUGGAGAACCGUAAACAUUAUUUUACCUUUACAGCUAUAGGAAAUUACCAUAUGGGGUGUUGACAUAGCACAUAUGAUCUAGAAAAAUAAUUUAUGGCACGAUUA